Molecule: messenger RNA, 410 nt
Organism: Staurois parvus
Lineage: Eukaryota; Metazoa; Chordata; Amphibia; Anura; Ranidae
Source: the annotation of a GenBank genome assembly
AUGCAGACUGCUUCUACAAACAUUUGUGAAAGACUGUGCAAUAAGUCCAUCCGUGACAUUUCCUGGCUACUAAAUAUUCCACGCUCAACUGUUAGUGGGAUUAUAACAAAGUGGAAGCAACUGGGAACAAAAGCAACUCAGCCAGCAAGUGGUAGGGCACGUAAAAUGACAGAGUGGGGUCAGUGCAUGCUGAAGCGCACAGUGUGCAGAAGUUAAAAUCUGUAUGCAGAGUCAAUAGCUAAAGACCUCCAAACUUCAUGUGGACUUCAGAUUAGCACAACAACAGUGUGUAGAGAGCUCCAUGGAAUGGGUUUCCAUGGCCGAGUAGCUGCAUCCAAACCUUACAUCACCAAGUACAAUGCAAAGAAUUGGGAUGCCGUGGUGUAAAGCAUGCCGCCACUGGACUCUAG